GGACAGUCGAAAAGAAGAAGAAGCGUGAAAGAAAAUGCAGGUGGUGAUGGAAUAAUCAACCACUCAAAUCUCGCAGAUAUCAAUAAGAAAUCCCUAGACGAUAUCGGACAGCAGCAGAGCUAUCUCCAAAACGUACCAUCUCUGCAUUUGAUGCUUAAACAAACUACCUCCUCUGCUUACCCAUUUUCAUCCUUUUCUUUUCACAAUAUCCUCUCAUUUUCUCAUUAUUUACAUCUCCCAUCCACCCGCUUCAACACUCAUUCUGCGCCCCUUUCUCUGUCCUUCCUUUUCUAAUUACUGCCCGCCAUGUGUUUGAUUAUUUGCUUAUGUGAAAGUUCUGGCCUAAUGCUUUGAACUCUCACAUAAUUCAUAACACUUGUUCAAAUAGAACCAAAUAAGCGAUUAAACUUUCAUAUGGGAUGUUAAUAAUUGCUAUCUUGAUUCCUUAAAGGAAGAAUGUAGUGAUUUCCAUCUUGAUUAUAACCCAAAUGGAUGGCUGAGAUUGAAUUUGGAGCUGCACUUUUACUACUCUGUAAAAGAUCGACCCCAUUUGUAGUACCUUAUUUAAUUGAUGCAAUUUUUUUCCUUCUCCUCCAUAAAUAGCCCCUCUGUCAAUGGAUCUUCUCUUCUUUAAAUAGGAAUGAAACUGGCAGAGGUGAAAUAAUAAAGCCCCUGCAGUCAAGGUAGCUGGUGUUUUUAUUGUUCUUCUCCUCCAUAUUUACAUUGCUUCUGGUUUGGGGAAAUGUGAACCUGCUUGAUACCCUCAAUUAUCUGUCUGGGUUCUCAAGAAGACAUGAAAGGAACGUAUUAUUGUUUUAUGUUGGUUCUGCAUUUAGCUUGUUGGGUUUCUGCUAAAACCACCGCUUUUGCUCCAAAUCAUCCUCUCCUUCCUCAUAAACAACAACGUCUGUUGCCAGCUCUUGCCUCAGCCUCUUCUAAUUCAAAACAGGGUGUUGGAGGCGUAAAUGAAGAAGAAAUGAUGUAUAGAGGGACGAGACGAAUGGGUUCAGGGCGGCCGAGGUGUGAGCACAAAUGCUAUGGAUGCAGUCCAUGUGAAGCCAUUGAAGUGCCUACCAACAACAACAAGAAGAAGAAGAGGCGCACCCAGGUGGGGGUCCAAUACACCAACUAUGAGCCCGAGGGAUGGAAAUGCAAGUGUGGCCAUUCCUUUUACACCCCUUGAUUCUAACUUGCUUUUCAAUUAUUGCU
Messenger RNA from Cucurbita moschata (crookneck pumpkin), 1209 nucleotides. Its product is annotated as EPIDERMAL PATTERNING FACTOR-like protein 3. NCBI's taxonomy places the organism in Eukaryota, Viridiplantae, Streptophyta, Magnoliopsida, Cucurbitales, Cucurbitaceae. The record is from RefSeq and is a predicted model, not a curated record. Gene Ontology annotation, biological process: stomatal complex development; guard cell differentiation. Bases 794 to 1183 code for a protein of 129 amino acids. The transcript has 2 exons.